CUUCAUUUCGUUCUUGGUCUUGUAAGAUCUUUAUUAUGGUUCUCAAUUCUUGUGAGUAAAUAUAUGCAUUUUAAAAAAUAUAAUCAUUUGAUGCGAUCCAUCUAUUACUUGAAAUCUGUCCCAAACACUUCCUCUAAUAUAACAUGUUUAUUGUCAUUGUCCAUGGCAUUGACCAUUCUCCUUUUUUUAACCAAUAAAGCCAUAACUUCAAAUUAUUAUGUUGGAGAAACAAACAUCGUCGUACCCAGGGGCGAAGCUACGUCAUAGAGUAGGACUGCACGUGCACACACUAUUAUUUAGGUUUUGAAAUGUUUACAUUAGAGAUAAAAGGGAAAAUAGCUUAAUCAGUCAAGGUGCACCCGUAACUUUUGAAGAACCUGAGUUCGAUACACCUAUUUUAACUUAUAUAUAUCAUUAUAUUUAGUUAUUUAAUUUAUGUGCACCCAGUAAUAAAUAUGUCUGGCUUCGCCCCUGGUCGUACCCCACCCAAAAACUAGUGUGCAUCGCCUCUGCCUGCUAGGCCAUAGGCCAGACUCCAACGUGCAGGAACUCACCUCUGCCCCACUGAGUCUGCCUCACCACAAAUACUAUUAUAUUAUAUAUAUAUAUAUAUAUAUAUAUAUAAAGCAAGGUUGAAUUAUCUGUGGAUUAAGCAAAGAACUUAAAUAUCUUGAAACGCCAAACAGACGUUAGACAUAUUCAAUUUUAGACAGAUGGAAAUAUAUUAGAACUAAAGUAUGCAUAUUCGAAGUCUUAAGGCAAGUAUCAGAGGUUCAGAAAUAGACCCUCACUACCAAUAUAGAAAAGUGGUGUCUAUGAACUCCAACUGUUUAAAUAAACUCCAAAUCUGAAAUCAGGACAAAAUUCUAAGUCAUAAAUAACGCCAUUCGAACGGUUAAAAACUGGUAUGAUUAAGAUUUUUUUAAAAAAGUCAAUCCACUGGUCAAAGGUCAAAAUCAAAGUCAACCCUUGACCAAAUUAGAAUUGUUAGUAUAAAAUAAUAAUGAGUUUUAAGUUAAUGGAUGGUAACUUAAUAAAAUUUAAAAAAUCUUAAAAAUUAAAUACAUUCUAGGACAAAAAACAGUUGUCAAGUUUUCAAUUCUUCUUCUAUAUAUUAUUUUUCAAUUUCCAACAACAAAUCUUCAUUUCUUUCACUUUCCAGGUUUAUCAUUUAUAUAUUCCACAAUUCCAUAAACUUUUAGCACAUUCCAUUUAUAGUUUUGAUCCAGAAUUUCCAUUUUUCUUUUCUUGAGCCCAAACUUGGAUUGCUUGAAAUUAAAUGCUGAAAAUGCAAACUUUUUUGUUGAUCACUCCAACUCUUUAUAAACACAGUAUCUCUGCGUUUCUAAACUCUUCAUCCUCUUCCAAACAGAAAAUGGCGUCUCUGUAUAAUCAAGCACCUUCUGUAUCAGCAAUUUUCUCCCUCUACACAUCAUUCUCUGCAAUAAUGAUGCUUUUCCGCACAAUCUUCAACGACAUUGUGCCUAAGCGAAUCCAAGAUCACAUCACUGGGAAAGUUGUAGACUUCUUCUUCUCGUCUUACCUUCCGUCAAGGUUCACUUUUGUGAUCGAGAAAGAAUGGGACUCGGUUGAGAACAUAACUUUCCGUGCGGCUGAAGUUUACUUGCCAACACUUCUAUCAGGACUCUCCACCGGAAAUAUCGUUGUGGGUUCGAGUAAUCUAAAGAAUCCAGAGGCUCAGCCGAAACUAGGGAUCCCUAUAGAUAUAAAUAUCACCGACGAGUUUGAAGGGAUUUAUCUUGAGUGGACUCUACACUCUGUUGAAACUAAGAAUUCUCCCUACGAGAAACGGUUCUUUCAUCUGACAUGUGAGAAGGAGUUUCGUAAGAAGAUAAUGACAGAAUACUUCACAUACUUGACGAAAUCGGCAGACAACAUACUGCGCGAGAGUCUCAAGAUCUACACUUACGACAGGCCAAAUUCAUGCUGGUUGUCCACCAUUUUCGAGCACCACACGACCUUCGAGACCCUAGCCAUUGAGUCGCACCUCAAGACCAGGAUAAUCGACGAUCUUGAUGCCUACUCUCAAGGAAAAGACUUCUUUAAAAGCGUGGGACGUGCCUGGAAGCGUGGAUAUCUUCUUUACGGUCCACCGGGUACUGGAAAAUCCUCUAUGGUGGCUGCUAUUGCUAACUACAUGAAGUACGAUAUCUAUGAUCUCCAGCUUCAAAGCGUUAGAGACGAUGGUGAGUUGCGGAAGAUUCUCACCUCCACCCCGAACCGGUCAAUUCUUCUCAUUGAAGACAUUGAUUGUGGAUCUGGUGCUUCUUGUAAAUGCCAGAUCAAGGAAACGAAAGAAGAUUGUGAGCGGGUAUCUUUGUCUGGUCUGUUGAACUUCGUAGACGGGCUUUGGUCGAGCUGUGGAGAAGGAAGAAUUAUAAUUUUCACAACCAACCACAAGGGGAAGCUCAAUCCAGCGUUACUGAGGCCAGGAAGGAUGGACAUUCACAUUCUCAUGGGUUAUUGCACACCCUUUGUGUUCAAGAAGCUUGUGUCUUUGUACCUCAAGAUUGAUGACCAUGUCCUGUUUGAUCCCAUUGAGAAGCUCGUCCUUAAGGUGAGUGUAACUCCGGCUGAAGUCACACAGCAGCUCAUGAUGACUAAGAAUGCUGAUAUUGCACUCAAAGGUCUCCUCGAAUUAUUGGAAGCGAAGACAAUGAAAGAGGAAGAAGAUUCCAUAGAGAUUGAAGAUGGUGAUACUAGGAAGCUGAACCAGAUGAAGAAAGAUAAGUAGAUAUCUAGUGCCAUUGAUUAUGUAUUGAAGACUACUUAGCAGUAACUCAGUAUUUCAGCUCCUUUGAGAAAUAAAAACCAUUUCUUAAGACAGUUUAGGGGGCAUAGAGUUUUAUAAUUAAAUCUUGUUUUUUCAUUUAUAUAACGAGUACAUGGAAAGAGAAGGCAAUAGCUAACGACAGAUGCAUUUAUGUAUGACUGUGGUUCUUUUUCAAGACACCUGGAGUCGAACAACAAUGCAAGUGAUACUGUCGCAGCUACCCCGUGCGUAUGCUUCUUCAACCAGCUUUCUUGAAGCUGUGCAUCUGUAAUGCCACGGCAUCCUGGAAAAAAGGGUAGUUAGGUCUAAGUUCUCUUGGAGGUGGGUUACGCACACCUAUCAAUGCCCGGUCCAACUUAUUCAAGGUCCAUUAGCGGGGCCCAAAACCAAAGUGCUAACCGCAGAAUCUAUAUUAUAAUAGAUCAGUUUUUGCUCACUCUUCAGCGCACCACGUCAUCGUUUUGUGGGCUCCACUUUUAAAAAGUGUAAAAAAGCGUCAAGCUCAUGGCUCGAACCCGGGUUAUUGAAAUAUAAACACCAACAUUUAUACCACUAAGCAAACUGAUACCUUUGUACAUUGAUGGCCGAACCUAAUAUAUAUUUAUGAAGGUCGGAAGCCCUUGCUUCUUCGGCUUCUUCUGAGGGUCGGACCUAAAAAUGUGUUAUGGGUUUUAUUUUUAAAUGGGAUUCAUCACGUUAUAUGAAAAAAGCUUAAGUUUGCAACAAUUAUGGUUUUCCUAUAUUGUAAACUGUUGUACUUUAAUAUGAGUUCUUUUCAUUAUUGUCUCAAACACGUCUGAGUUACAGAGUUGCGCCGUGUGUAUGUUCGUAAUCUAUUUUUUCACCGGUGAACUCUUCAUGUCCCCAUCUUAAAUCGCUUGAUCAUAAAUGUUCCUGAUUUGUAGCCCCUCUGUAAACCAUAUAUAUAUGAUUCUCAUCUUUGAUGAACCCAAUCUGCAUCUCCACAAAACUCAUUGAUUCCUCUUAGCUUUAACCAUCUUGUAGAAAAUAUUUCUCUCUGCUUCUCCAGUUCGUCAAACCGGCGUCCCGGCAUCCGUCACUCAACCUUCGAGUCUCUCCGUCUUGGUCUUAGUAGUCAGAGCAUAGCCCUGGCUUCCUCCGCUUCUGGGAUUCCCUGAACUUCAAGAAAGACAGAGAGUUUGUGGGAAUCACGGUUCUUUUCCUCGAUGAAAAGGUAAGUUAAUCUUCGAUCUAUCACACUUAUUUAACAUAAUUGUUUUAAUUUAUUUCCUGAUUCU
Molecule: messenger RNA, 4053 nt
Organism: Brassica napus (rape)
Lineage: Eukaryota; Viridiplantae; Streptophyta; Magnoliopsida; Brassicales; Brassicaceae
Product: AAA-ATPase At1g43910-like
Exons: 3
Coding region: 1280-2755 (491 amino acids)
Molecular function (GO): ATP binding; ATP hydrolysis activity
Source: RefSeq, a predicted model, not a curated record